UUAGAUUAGAUUCAUAGCACGUUCCGUUUUCAUUCGACUAGGUUAGAGCCAUUUUUUUCCAACUCCAAAAAGUGUUUCCUUCAGAUCUCAGACUCAGAUAUGGAUAGCGACGACGAUUUUCAACCCUUGCCUUCUCCUCCCGUCGUCGAACGAAAGCUCAAGCGUUUGAAGAAAGCAUCUAGGGUUUCCGAAAAUCCUCAACCUUCAUCUCCACCCAGGGUUCCCGAAAACCCUCUACCUUCAUCUUCACCUAGGGUUUCCGAAAACCCCCUACCUUCAUCUCCACUUAGGGUUUCCGAAAACCCUCUACCUUCAUCUUCCCCUAUCAAAUUAUCCGAAUUCGAAAACAAUUCAGGAUUGGAGGAGCUAAACGGAGAAUCUAUCGACGAAAUUGAAACUUUGGUUGAUAACAAUGUCACUAAAACUGUCGAGGAAGAUGGUUUGGGUGCUAGGAGGGUUUUGAAGUUUGAUUCUGUGGACGAUGAACUUGAAGGAAAGUUUACCGAGAAGACGACGGAAGAAAAUACUGACGAGUUAGAAAAAAAGCAGCAAACUGUAGAUGAUCUUUCUGAGAAGAAAGAGAGUAAGAAGAAUAAGAAGAGAAUUAAGGAUGGUGACCAGAAUGAGAAGAAGCAGCGGAAAGAAUCUAUAUCCAGUAAAAGAAAAGCUGAGAAGGAAAGACAGGAGAAUCUCAAACAGCUUCGAGCCGAGUCUCAGAGACUUCUUCGAGAAACAAGAGAUGCUGCGUUUAAACCUGUUCCUCUGGUUCAAAAGCCAAUUUCCUCGAUACUGGAUAAAAUUCGAAAGAGAAAAUUAGAGUUCUUAAAGAAAUCUAAUGUUUCUUUUGAUGAUAAUGAUGGCUUCACUGUGGAUGUUGAUUCUGAGCCUCCAUGUUUGAGGGAAGAGAUGACUAAUAAGAUUGAAGAAGCCGAGCUUGAAGAAACACCAGCUACAUGCCCUGCAGUCACAGAGAAUAAUUUAAGUGAACCUGAUAAUGGUGGACCUAACAAUGCCUUAGAUCAAUUGAGUGUUGAAAACAUUACUUCUCAUGUGGCUGUGGUUUCAGAACCAGUUAAUGCAUUUCGAGCUCCUGUUGAUGAUACUCAGGAUCUCUUUUCUGAUUCUGAAAUGAGUGAUAUUAAAGAAGAGGCUGUAAAUGAGAAGUUGAGUAACCCUUCUGAAGAAGUGUUUGCCCCAUCUAUGCUAGCAAUGAACUUAACACUUGAUUCUGCUCCUCUUGAUGAUGAUGUCUCUUCUGAUGAGGAGGACAAUAACAAGGAGAACACAGUACCACAUUUACAAGGAUCAGCUGACGUGACUUUACCUUCACGUGGCGACCCUGUUAAGGCUUUUGUUGAUGAAGAAGCUGAAGAGGAAGAUGACAGUGACAAUGAUCUACAACGCUUCCGAGAUAAUGAAGAAGAUGAAGACGAUGAUGAUAUUGAAGAACUUAAUGAUAUGAUAGCAACUGGAUAUGAAGAAGAGCCAAUUGAUAGAGAAAAGCGUGACCAACUCCACCAGCAAUGGCUUGAGCAGCAGGAUACAACUGGGAUGGAUAAUCUACUCCAAAAACUUAAUUGUGGUUCAAGAUUGAAUGAAUCAUCAUCACUUGAAGUUGAAGAGGAGGACGAGGAAAGCAAAGAAACUGAAAAUGAAUCUGAUGAUGAUAUUGAUGACUUUGUUGCUCAAUCUGAUGCCGUAAAGAUCAAUCUGAAAAAGGUGAAGCAGAUGAUCCCUCAGAUGUUUACUGAUAAAGAGGAUGCAUAUGUAUCAUCUGAUGAGGAAACCGAGGAGAGGCUAGCUAAACAGUCCCUCUCUUAUAAAGUUGAGAAGAAUGCUCAAUUCUUUUCACCGGCUGAAGAUGAAAACAGCAGGGGAAUUUUCAAUCUCAUAAAGAAAACAAAUAUCGUGCCAGAUAACAAGAGAAAGGGAAGAACUCCUUCCAUAUUUGAUAUGCCACACAUUGGACAAAACACAAAUAUAUCAUCAAAGUCAUCUUUUAUCCGCCAUACUUCAAAUCAGUCUAUGCCUACUUCUAAAAAACAAGGCUCAAGCAAAGUCCGAUCAUCAUAUAUAUUUGGGCGAGAUGACAGCAACAGCAGACCUUCAGUGUUGAUAUCAGAGGAUUCUUCAGACGUGAUUGUAAGAGAGAGUCAAGCACCCAAAGUUGUUUCUGCCAAAUUCCAAAGAAAUACACAGAGCAAAUAUGCCGCUUCAAGUUCUAAACCUCAAGAACCAAGUGUCUCACUAUUGGAGGUAUUAAGGAGGUCUUCAAUUCAUACAGAGCGUUCUGUCCAGAGUAGCGUAGUUCAGCAAAAUGAAUCUGUUGUGUUCCAGGCAUUUAAGUUAACCAAGAAGUCAAUUAAGACGGGAGAUAAAGUUUGAUAUAUGGUAUGAAAUUUUGGUAUUCAUAUGUUAUUUAUUCGUACCCCUGGUUUUUGUUUAUAAAAGAGAUCAGUAUUUGUUAGUUUUCCAUGCGUUGUGUUUUUGGACCACUUCCCUUUGUGGAUACUGAAGUAGUGCAGUAAUAAUAGUUAUCACAAAAUUAUCAAUACAAAGUGGGUUAUUAUUA
Messenger RNA from Lathyrus oleraceus (garden pea), 2572 nucleotides. RefSeq lists its product as uncharacterized. The record is from RefSeq and is a predicted model, not a curated record. The coding region runs from base 100 to 2385 and encodes 761 amino acids. Lineage: Eukaryota; Viridiplantae; Streptophyta; Magnoliopsida; Fabales; Fabaceae. The transcript has 11 exons.